Messenger RNA from Ambispora gerdemannii, 219 nucleotides. The record is from the annotation of a GenBank genome assembly. NCBI's taxonomy places the organism in Eukaryota, Fungi, Glomeromycota, Glomeromycetes, Archaeosporales, Ambisporaceae.
CAAGGCUUACUCAAAAAAAAACGUCAAUGGACAACUUGUGAAAAAUUGUUCAUUCUAACUUACCUUGAAAAAGUUCCAGGUGCCUCUAUUCGUGGAAUGGCUGACAAGUUUCACUUAGAGCCCAAACAAAUUCAGGAUUGGCGUAAUAAAACAACAACUAAUGCUCACCCAACCCCACAUAAAACGUCUUCAUGUUGGUCCAUGUCUCCGUUAUCCUGA